Molecule: messenger RNA, 2593 nt
Organism: Branchiostoma belcheri (Belcher's lancelet)
Lineage: Eukaryota; Metazoa; Chordata; Leptocardii; Amphioxiformes; Branchiostomatidae
Product: cleft lip and palate transmembrane protein 1-like protein
Exons: 17
Coding region: 125-1699 (524 amino acids)
Cellular component (GO): membrane; endomembrane system
Source: RefSeq, a predicted model, not a curated record
GUUCGCCGGGCAUGGGCAGGGAGCGUGAUAAAAUAUGUGUUUUUCUACGCCAUUCAUUGUAUACUUUGCAUGCUAGCUUUUACGUUUGAUUUUUGCAGUACAUGUAAUUGCUGACACUGAGAACAUGUAUGUACCGUCGCUAACCACGAUUCUGUUGGGCCUGGGGAUGGCGUAUGUCGGCCACUCGGUGUGGACCAUGUUCGACCUGUUCUACCCCACACCGUGCGACCCGGCUGUGUCCUCCUGUAUCAAGCCUUUCCUGGCCAGAAACCCAAAACUAGAGCUGAGCAUGUUCACCUCCCCCAGGGGUAAGGGAGCGACCAGCAGUUCUAUGGACCUGGUCUGGAAGUUUGACAACUUCACUGUAGGAGCAACAGAACAAAGAAACUUCAACAUCAGUCUGCCCAAGAAAACACGGAACAACGGGACAUUCUUCGUGCACAUUUUCCUGUACCCGCAGGGCGAGUCGCCAUUCGGCAACGCGCGGUCGGUGUACCAGUUUUCCUCGCUCACUCAGUACAGCAUUCCUGAGGCUGAGAGCUUCAACCUGCUGGGGGACAAGAACAAAACUAACUCCGCCCACCAUCCCGAUGUUCCUGUCACCCAUUGGAAGAGUAAGCUAGCUGUGAACGUCAUGGAAGAGACGCUGCUAUUGGACCGCUACAGUGUACCUGGUGACCUCUACAGUCUCAUCAGGCUCUCUCCAGAAGGAGACUACCUCCCUCUGCUCUACAUUGAUGAACUUGGACAAAGGUUAAAAGACCUGAAGCCUGUGUCAAAGGAAAGUCGACAGAUGACCUUGGAAGUGACCUAUUCCCCCAUCUCCGUGGGUCGUCUGCGUCUCUACACUAACUUACAGCAGUCUAUUCAACACCUACAUACAAUGGGUUUUACAGAAAAGGACACAGAUGAGUUGGUUGGAAUAUUUGCUGACACCAACUUCUACUUCCUGGCAGCCACUGUGGCUGUGUCCAUGUUACAUCUUCUAUUUGACUUCCUGGCAUUUAAAAAUGACAUCAGCUUCUGGAGGAAUAAGGACACAAUGGAGGGACUUUCCACAAGAGCAGUUGUGUGGCGCUGUGUGAGUCAGAUCAUCAUCUUCCUGUACCUGAUGGAUGAACAGACCAGUCUGUUGGUACUGAUACCUACAGGCAUCGGCACUCUUAUAGAGAUCUGGAAGGUCAAAAAGGCCUUCAAGGUUAUCAUAACUUGGAAUGGGAGGAAGCCAUCUUUCCAGUUGGGUGCAGUUUCUGAAAAAGAACAACAAACAGCAGAGUUUGACUCCAAGGCCAUGCAGUAUCUAUCAUAUGUCCUGUACCCCCUGUGUGUUGCUGGUGCAAUCUACUCACUACUAUAUACACCACACAAAAGCUGGUAUUCUUGGGUUGUCCGAAACCUGGUAAAUGGUGUGUACGCUUUUGGGUUCCUGUUUAUGCUGCCACAACUUUUUGUCAACUACAAGUUGAAAUCUGUUGCCCAUCUACCAUGGAGAGCCUUCAUGUACAAGGCCUUCAACACCUUCAUAGACGACAUCUUUGCCUUCAUCAUCACCAUGCCAACCGCUCACAGAAUGGCCUGUUUCCGUGACGAUGUUGUGUUUGGUGUCUACCUGUACCAAAGAUGGCUCUAUCCUGUGGACAAAACUAGGGUGAACGAGUACGGACAGUCCUUCACUGAAGAUGACAAGAAGACAAAUUAAUCACAAAUUUCAGUCUUAAGCAGUAGAAAGAUUAACAGGAACAGGAACAGUAGCGUAGAGAUAAAAUGAUUCAGUGUUACAUAAUAGGAUAGCAAACAGAGAGCUUCAGCACAAGAUAUGCUCCAGAUAUUAAUAACUGCAUGAUUGUAGAGUAGUCUGUUAACAACAUUCCAUGUGAUUGUGAUGGGAGGUGUGCUGAAAUUUCCUAGUUCAAGACAUUGUGAAAUAUCUUUGCAGUUUAUCUACUGGUAUGUAGAAAAAGACUGCAGUGCAGUGCAACAAUAGGCAAUAGGUAUUUUAACCAGUCAUUAUCAGCAAUCGGAAAUAAUUCAACGAUCUUUAUUCUUUCUGCUCAGGAGUAUUCUUUACAUGUUUUGUAUAUAGCGGUACUGUGUGGACUUUACACUCUUGUUUGAAUAGUUUUGCAAAGCAUAUCACUGUGACAUCCAGGUAACGAGAUACACAAGAAAACAGUUACUGAAGCAACUGGAUAAAUUUUGUAAACUGUCAAAUCAGUAUGAUGUUUCUUAUACCAAUCUCAAGCAUUCCAGAGUGUUCAGGGAUGCUUCUCUAAAAUUUCAUGCUAAAUGUAUAUCUUUGUUUCUGUCAUAUAUAGUGAUGAGAUGCUUGACUUUUAUUGUGUGCUAUCCUACUGAAGUCAUGUUCUUAGACAAUGUUUCUUUAUGCAACUGGAUUGAAGAAAUACCGUGGAAUAAUGUUGUACACUAGAUAUAGCUGGCUUGUUGGGAAAAGGGCAGAAUCAAUGUGUUACACUAUGUGGUAAUUGACCAUUUUUGCAAUUUUGAAUUCAAUUUAGAAUGAAACAAAACUUGUGUUAAGCAAUAAUAUCUUCAAUAGCAUCUUGUUUUAGGAAUUAUAUUUCUGAUUUCUUUU